AUGGCCAAGGGUGCUUUCCUCUUGCUUUUGGACACCAGAGUUUUAGACCAGCAAAAAAAGAACUUGUUGAGCCUUUACCGAACAGAGCUGACCAGAUCCUUGGAGAAUUCAAGUUAUGGAGCUUCCUGUUCUGAGGAGUGUGUAGGACAAAGUUCAUCAUACUUCACCAAAGGAACUAGAUACAGCUACAGGUAUUCAGCUGUCACCAAUACUUUCCUGCAGGGAAACAUUUACAAAAGCAGUGGCAUAUCUCUGGAGAGCAUGGUGGUCAUCGAGGUAUUGGGGAACUGCCAGAUGGUUUUGAAAAUGCAAGAUGUACAGAUUAAGAAAAGUCUUGAAUCCAGAGAGGAGCCUCUGAAGGAAAUGGAGAGUCUAAGGGAAAUACUAGAACAGCAUCUUCUUCAUUUUUCUUUCCAUGAUGGGAAAGUUUUGAAGCUCUGUCCUGUGAGGAGUGAACAGACCUGGGCACUGAACAUAAAGCGAGGCGUUCUCAGUGUCCUGCAGACAUCACAAGCACCCACUGCUACUGCAGUCAUUGAAGAGGUGGAUGUUCUGGGAAUGUGCCCAACCAGGUAUCAGCACAAAGGUCCCAUUCUUGUCAAGACAAGGGACUUAAACCUCUGCUCUCAUCGAUAUUCGGGUUUAACUUCUGUGCAGUCUGUUGUUCUUCCUCAUAUGUCAUCUGAGCAACAGAUCCUGUCCUCCAAGCUGGAGUGUGUUCAGAGCAUUAAGGAUGGAGUCCUGGCAGAAGCUAAUUGUACUGAGUCCAACCUUCUUACACUGCUCUCUCAGAAGGGCAGUGGGGCAAAGACCCAGACACAGUCUUCACUGAAACUCCUGGAAGUGCAAACAGAGACACUGUACAGACAAGUGGACUCCCAGGAUCUGUAUGUGACCAGCAUGCUCUAUGAAAGAGAAGAAACUGUGAGGGGCACCACUGGGGGAGAAGUGACUGAACUAGUGUGGAAGCUUUGCUUAGCUCAUAGUGCGAGUUUCGAGACUGCAGACCUUUUCAUGGCUCUCGUGUUUGAACUUCGACAUCUUUCUCUUGGGAUCUUAAAAACACUAUGGCAAAGAUCUUCAUUUAAAUGCAGAGACAACUGGCAGCCGCUAAUAGAUGCUCUCCCAUCUUGUGCUACAGAACCAUGUGUUGUCCUAAUGAAAGAAAUUAUAGUUUCUGGAGAGCUUGAGGAAGACAAAGUGGAGUAUUUCUUCUGGUCCCUUUCAUUCAUUCCGAAACCCACCUCAGGCAUGAUUGACACUCUUGCUCCUUUGCUGAAGUCGCCAGGAGCAAGCCAGAGCUGCUUCUUGGGAGUGACUGCUCUCUUACAUAGGUUUUGUUCAGCUCACAGCUCCUGUGAUGAUGUACCUGCUGUGCAGAGGGUGAUGAGGACUCUUGGGAAAUUUUUGGGCAGCAACUGUACCGUGAGAGAUUCAGAACGACUCAGCAAGAUGCAGCUGGUGUUAAAAUCCAUUGGAAAUGCAGGACUGGCAGCAGCUUCACUAGUUCCUGCUUUGAGCUCGUGUGCCUCCCUGAAGAGUAACCCGAUCAGAAUUCGUCUUGCUGCUGUCCAGGCCUUCAGGCGUAUUCCCUGUGCUGUUAGGAACUCUGUGUUAGUUCAGCUGUAUCAAACAAUGGGUGAAGAUGUGGAAAUAAGGAUUGCUGCUUAUUAUAUAGCAAUGAAAUGUCCACAUGAAGAGUUAUUUAAACAAGUACAAAAGACUUUGCUGAAAGAAACAUCCAGUCAAGUGGGCUCCUUUGUUUGGAGUCACCUCUCUCAACUCCUGGAGACAGAUGAUCCAUUGAAGGAGCAUCUUCGAGAUUCUAUUCCUGAUGAAAUCCUUAGCAGAGAUUUUGACUUGGAAACAUGGAAAUACUCCUCAUAUUCUGAUGUCACCUUCCACUCAGCUGGUGCAGGUGCAAAUAUGGAAGCAUCAGUGGUCUUUUCUCCUGCAUCUUUUCUACCACGAUCAGUUGUGACAAAUUUGACUGUUCACCUUAUGGGGCAGGCUGUAAAUCUACUGGAGGUUGGUGUACGAUUAGAGAAUGCUGAAGCUCUUGUGCAGAAGAUUUUUGGGCAGAAGUCAGCUACUUUCAGUGACUAUUUUUUUGCAAGCUCCAGUGAAAGAAACCACAACUCAGACACCCUAGUGGAAGCAGCAGGAAAAGUCAAUCAGAGGAAGCUGCCUUCAAAGCGAUACAGCCCAGCUGAUCAUCUUGCGACCAAGUCUGGCAAGCUGAAGUUGAGAAAAGCAAAGCAGAAUUGUCCUGGUAGAAAGUACAAUAAGAUGAAAGAGCUAGUCGAAAAGUUCUCUGAGAGAACCGUGAGGAAGGAGGCACUGAAGUGUGAGCUGAGCAUGAAAAUAUUUGGAAAUGAACUUAGCUUCUUUGAUUGUGAAGAUCUAAGAAAACAAAUGAAACAUUAUUCUUUAAAUGUGGCUGAGUUGGCUGUCAAACUUCUGAAGGGGCAAGAGCUCCAGUUUAAUAAAAGGCUGAGUUUGGCUACUGAAGAAUUGCAGUUUCCAGCAAUUUCAGGCUUUCCUGUUCAGCUGGCAGUCAAUGCCUCAGCAGCAAUCAACAUAAAAAUCAAAGGGAAUGCGGAUUUCAAACAACACUCCAAUUUCUUUCUAAAUGGAUAUAUCAAGCCGAGCGCAUUUGUCCAGCUUUCUGUCCAAAUGGAAACUGUGGGGACUCUUGGACGAGCUGGCCUACGUUGGUUGACAGGAAUGAGGACAUCCACUAGUCUUGAUGGGGGAAUCCAGGUGAAAAAAGGGCAAGAGCUCAAAGCUUUCUUGAACACUCCAGAAGAAUAUAUGGAGAUAAUUAAUUUCAGCUCUAAACUUUACUACACAAUGGUGGAUAAGACAGAAGAUAGAGAUGUUUUCCAAGACCACACAGACACCAAAUCUUGCACUAGGGAGGAAGUGUCUCAGAUUAUUGGCUGGCAGCUGUGUUCUGAAAUGUCAUAUCCUGACCCAGCCAGCAGUUUGGUUUUCCCCCUUACUGGACCUUUGAGAAUGACUGUCACAUUAACUAAGCAAGACAGAGGCCUGCAGCAGUAUGUUGUGGAAGCUGCAUAUAACUAUAUUCCUCAGGAGAGUUCCUGGAUCCCAAAUGAAGCUGUCCUUCACUUCUUCAUUGGCACUCCAAAGUCAGACUUGAAAAGAGAUAUUGGUGUUGAUCUACAUUUUAGUGUCCCACAGAAGAAAUUCAGAAUCCAAUUUGUACAACCUAAGAAAAAAAUUGAGAUUGAUGGGAGAAUUGAGUUUUCUAAACAUUCCCGAAUUGGACACUUGGAGCUGAUUGUGGAUGACCAAGAUGUAUAUUACAUUAAGGGCAUGACAGAAUUACAGAUGCUGAGUGGAGAGCAGAGAUACGUGACUCAACUGGAGGUAAAACUGAUAAAGCAAAGUAGUCCUAUCAUUCUGUCAGGAAACAUCACGAAACAACUUGGCAAGAAGAUAGCUUUUUCAGUAUCCCUGAAUAAUUUAUUGAAGGAUGCUGCCUUUCUUUCAGCAAUUCUGGAGAAAAAGAUUGAUGAUAAGCUGAGACAAUAUUCAUUGGAAGGAGAAGCUUACCUUCCAGGUGUUCUUGGAGUUCACAUCAUUGGUCUUCUCCAGCAACAUGAGGGUUUCUGGUCUCAUGGUUUGAGGAUAAAAUAUGGACUCCUAGGAGAAGCAAAAAAUCUUCAUCAUGAAUGCAGUAUGCAGCAAAGGAUGAAAGUGGAGACAGAUGCACAUGAUGUGUACAAACUUGACGUUGGGCAUGAAUUUCAGUGUAUGCAGACUCCGACCUAUAACCACAAGAUUCACCUGAAACAUGAAGCGAGUGCGUCUUGGCUUUCCUCCCAGAUGGAGUUGAGCUAUGGGAAGCACUGGGAUGAAAUAAAUAACAAGAAGAAACUGCUGAUCAGCCAAGCAUUUAAGAACAGUUCCAGUUCAUCUCUAGUCAACUAUUUCAUGGAGUUUACCAUGAAAGUCUUGGAAAAACAGGUGAAUUACAGAACCCAGCUGCAGCACUCUCACAGCUCUCAGGUUUAUUUGCAGAGCAGCACCAACUUUGAGGUGCAAUAUAAUGACCACGUGCCAUUUGUGGCUGGGCUGCAGUGGAAAGACGCAUCCAGAAAUGGCCUGAAGAAAUGGGAAGGUGGAUUAAAUAUAGACACCCCAUGGCUGUAUCUGUAUGCAGCACUCAAACUACACCAGCCUCACCAUUCUGCUAAUUUGUUGAUUAUGGAGCUGACAACUGGAAAAGCUCUCUCCAUUAAGAAUCUUGUAGUGGAACUAUUCUAUAAAGACCAAGGCAAUGAAAAGGAAGGGAAAGUUCACAUUUACACACCAACUACCACGUACCUGCAGGCAUCCACAUUUAAUCAUCUCGGGAGGAAUGUUCUGCAUACCUACAGUGAAAUGACAUCUCUCUGGAAUCAGCUUGUGAAGAGUGAGAUUCAUGUGGAAAAUAAUGAACAAUCCAAAUUUGUCUGCUUUAAGAUAAAGAGUACAAACCAGGAAUUUAACUUCACAGCCAGCUAUCAGAAUCUGCCAAUGCCUAAGAAGACAAACUUUUCUGUGAAGACUGUGUGGAGAGAUUAUAAAAGUCUGCCUGUCAUACUGCAAUUUGAAGGUCAAAUAGAAGAGCUGAAGAAGGAGAAGACACUCUAUCAAAAACGUGGAACCCUCCAUUUCAGGCAUCCUUUUAAAGUGCCCAUUCUGCAGAGCUUCCUCCUGCAGGAGACAUUUACUGUUGACAAAAAGCAGAAGCAUUAUUUAUUGGAAACAAAAGUUUUGAUAAAUGAGGUGGAGGAAACUGUUCAAACUCUCACACUUGGUUACCAACCUGAAAAGCCCUAUAUUUGUGCUGCUUUAAGUCAUCCAUAUGACUCCAGAUUGUUCCCCAAAGAUGUUGAAAUAUGCCUUUUAACUCAAAGUCACCAAAAUCUUGAGUUUCCACAUGCAAUGGGCCUAAGUGGAGAGCUGUUUUCCAGGCAGACUAAACUGGAACACUUUGACUACAGUGUGAGUGUAAAAGCCAUCAUCAACAAGAAUGUGUCUUCACAGGCCCAGGCAGCCCUUAAGAGCUACAGUGAGAGCAAUUUCAAUGGCUCUCUUUACAUUCAUUCCAAGGGAAGGGACAUGCUAGUGCUGGAGCUGGAUAUGAACAAAGAAAACAGGAAGAGUGCCAGACUUGUUCAACUGAGGGCUUUCCUCCAUCAGACCAUCCUGACAAACCCAGGAUUGAUACAGUUCCAACUCAUGGGCAACAUAUUACCAUCAAGAUUUAUGCUAUCCUCUGAGAUGAAGUUUAAUGAAAAUAGGCUUCACAUGGAUUUCACGGGGGCCAGGGAGCAGAAAGUUGGUUUGGUUUUGUCCCUAAAUGGAAGAGUCCAACAUACAUUUGCUGGAUUAAAGGCCAUACCUCAUCUUCUGUCACUGAAUGGAUUACUGAAGUGCAAAACCAACAUUCAUGAUGGUAACAUCAAUGUGAUGAUCAACAGAGCACUGUAUGGACUCCAUCUCAGGAACAGAAAUGUGUUUGGGAAUGCCACCGUACACAAUAUCACUUUUGCUGUGUUUCAGAAUGGCAGUCAGGCAAUCCCCAUGGAGGCAAAACUGAAAGGACACCUGGAGCUGAGUAAAGAGAUGAAAAGGGGGCUCAUUAGCUUCCAGGUGGAUGAGAAAGCCCUUUCAGUAGAUUUUUCCAACAUCCUGAGUCAAGGGCACAGCAGAGUCAGUGGGACUUUCACACAUAAUAUCAGCUUUUUACAAAAUGCAGGAUUGCCCUUGGAUGGCAUUCUUACUGCUACGUGUGACCGUGGCACAAGAAAUCACACCAUUACCAUAGCCCUGCAGAGUGGCAGUGAAACGAUUACCGCUGUGUUUGGAGGUCACAGACUGUCCAGAGAGCUUCCAAAAUCCCAGCUGUCUGUGAGUUUAAAGCACAACAUCUCAAAGAUGAAGAAACAUGGCAUCCCUUUUAUUGUGGAAGCUGCUGGCUAUUUUGAGAAUUUUACCACAAAGAUUGCUGCAGGGAUAACAACCACAGUGGAGGUGGAACAGUUCAAAAUGGAAAUAGAGAAGAAAACCAAUGGCAGCUCUAUGGAAAUUUCUCUUUCCCUUCACCACGAUGUGAGAGGACUGAUUGACAUCAUUCCACGUGUACUAGAGACUCCAGCAAGAGUUUCAGUGAACGGGUCAAUAUUUACCAGCAACUUUACUGUCAUCUUCCUUGGAAAUGUUUCUUUUCGUGACAUGUUUGCCUGCCUUCGACUCCAAGCCACCACUAAUAUCCAGCCUCAUUUAGAAAUUGACUUCCAGCAUUCUUUGCCUUCACUUCAGUCUCUGGGAAUUGCCAGAGAGAACCAAGUGAAGGUGUUAGCCAUGAGAAGUGACAAGUAUAAGGGAAUGCUUGGUAUUAUCCUUGGGCCUUGCACUUUAAAAGCUGAUGGAGAAGUGAGCCUGGCAAGCAAUGAAACAGACACAGCAUGGACACUUACUUUUAAAAACAAAUGCAUCAGUUUAGAGAGGAUGGGAUUGCCUCAUGCUGUAGCCUUUGGGGGUUCAUUUCAACAGAAUGUCUGCAGCGUUGGCUUGCUAAUGAACCUCCAGUGGGAUGGCAGCACUGUUGAUGUGCAGAUAGACACUUCCUGUGAGCGUGAAUAUACACUCCAAGGGAUGCUCAAGCAUUCAGUUCCCUGGCUGAGACAGCUUGGGCUGCCUUUUGAAAACUCUGUCCUGUUAUCUGCAGCCACAGACUCUACUACCGAGGGCAUUUUGUUGCUGCAGUCUGGCAAAUGCAAACUUAAGGCUAGAGAUCUCCGUAUUCAGAACAAAGCUGAAUGGACGCUGGAAACUGAAACAGAAUGUCAGCUUCUGCAGGAUCUCAGUGUUCCCACUCGGCCAUGGCUCACGGGAUCUCUUCAGAAAGACAAGUGCCAAGCAGAACUUCUCUGUGUCCUUGAAACAGAAGGCAAGAGUGCUCGUCUUGAAGUGAGAGCAGAGUGCCAGCCAAAGAUUACACUGGAAGUUCAAUUCAGGCAUGACCUCCCUCAACUGAAGGAAGUACCAAGGGAAAAUAAGCUGUCCAUUGCUGCACAAACCCAGUUAAAAUAUCAUAUUGGAAUAGCAAUGAAAUUGGGUUCUUGUGAGCUUCAGGGGAAUGGAGACUUCGACCCUGAGAAGAAGCUUCAGUGGAAAAUGUUUAUAGAAAACAAAUGCCAAACAAUUCAGGAUCUUGGAGCACCAUCAAAAAUGGACUGUUCAGGCUCUGUUUUGAUGGAUAAAUGGAAUGUGGAUUCACACAUGUUGAUCACUGUUGAUGAAAGUAAAUUACAAGGACUCCUUAUACUAAAAGUCACUAAUGAAAGACAAGAGUUGGAUGCAGUGCUAACCCAUAACUUGCAAGGAGCUGCUGACAUUGGCAUUCCUGUGAGGAUGUUAGUUGAUGUGAUACUAGAAAAAAACAGUGACUUCUAUAAAAGACUUUCUCACUUCUGUGUGAACAACAAGCAAGUUACAGAAGAGCUGAGCUUUGUCCAGAAGUUGGAUAUUGUGUCUCUCAACUACAAACUUACUCAUAACAUAGAGGCACUGAAGACUUUGCAAAUAGAAGACAGGAUUGAGUUGCAGGCUAUCUUGAACAUGAAAGUGAUCAAGAGCUUUAGUAUGAAAGUGCAUUAUGGUGCUCACCUAACAGUUCUCGAAGGACAAAUCCAGGAGUUUGAAACAAGAACCAACAUCACUGGGAAUUUCCAUCACACUUGGCCAUGGCUGCUACAAGUCAGAGUCCCAGAAUCUUUACAGAUAGAUAUGGUUUUGCAAGAGAGAAACACCACUCAAGAAAGACGUAUACACAUUGCUGCUGGAGAAACAUCAGUCACAUACAUCAUAAACUCCUAUUAUGUUGGUCACCAAGUGGAUAUCUUUUGCCAAAGUGUACAUAGUAGUGAGGCACUGCAGGCUUCUGGUUACCCUAAGGCAAUCAACUUGAUUCUCAGUUUACAGAAGUCAGAAAACAAAGCCAAGACUAUAUGUGAAAUACAGUAUGAUGACAAAGGUAUAAAUGUGGCUGUGGACGUUGACACAGACUUUCGUCUCUAUGGUACGUUUGAAUUGAUGGCAGAGGUAAAUUAUGAUAUGAGUGAAGCAAAAGGCAAACUCUACCUCAGGAUGGAAAACAGGGAUUUCAAUGUUACAACUAAGCUAACUUUCACUGGAACCAGCUACACUAAUGUCAUUGAACUGAUCCAGAAAAUGUCCCAGGUUGGUAUCGUCAACUCACAUGGCAAAAGAUGCAGCACAUCUGUAGCAUAUAUAGGAAAUCAGAAAAAUCAUUUAUUACAGACUGACCAGUUGCCAAUUAAUAUUCUGCAGUUAACAGUUCUUCCAAAGCAGCUUGUGGUGAUGACAGUUUACCAAAAAGGCAACAGAACACGUGCGCUGAGGCACAUUGCUCUAUGGGAUGGCAAAGAGCUAAAGGUAACAGGCUCUUACACUGGACUCUUCCCAAAGCUGCCUGGAGGUCAUGAUGUUCAGGUGGAACUUUUCCAUCCUCUUUCCAUCCCUUUCCCACGGCACACCAGGGCCAACUUACAUGUGAAACAUUCGUCACGCAGUCACCGGGAUGAUCUGACUGUCGUUUGGAAUGAGAAGGACCAGAUAUCAGUGUCAUCUGCUCUGAAGUUUGGGAGAGAUCGUACGAACUACAGAGCCACUGUUGCCCACUCCUUCAAUUACACUCUGAAGCAACUGGAGCUCCGUUCCAUUUCAGAAAGAAGAGGCAGAAAGUACAACCAGCAGCUGCAGCUGGCAGGGAAUGGUGGGCAGCCAGCUGACAUCCGACUGACCCUGGAGGAUAAAUCAAAGGUGAACAUCACCGCCUGGGACGGCUGUAUGACACUGUCUUCAGGUCAGCUUCAGAGAGUAUUAGGUGUGGCACACCUGCAUGCCUGUGGGUCUCUAGAGAAAAGAUCAGCAUUGUUUAAGGAAUACCUAGAUCUGAACUGGGAUGGCAAACAAUUCAAACAGAAUUUAACAUAUGAGAGAAAUCAGUUCUUGUAUCCUGAUAAAUUGCAGUUAGAAGCUGUUCUGGAAAAUAUUUUCCUGACUUCAUGCCCCAAACAGAAGAUUCUGGGUAAAAUAGAAACAAACUACUCAUCUUGCCUGGACUAUUACAUGAGCUUUGAGUUCUGUGACCUUCCAAAUGCAAUUGUUUUCUCUGGAAAACACCAGCUCAAUAAAGAUGACAUUAUUUUGCAAUCAGAGGGCAAAUUCCGCCUCGGUGACCAUGGCAGAGAAGAGGGGCUGAUUGGAGUAUCCUUAAGAAAUCAGAGUACAGCUGAUGUGAAGAACUAUUCUUUGGAAGUUGAAUUAAGAGCCUUUGAAGAUAUUUGGCUAGGCCUGACAGGAACUGCUGCUUCCUCAUCCCUUCAGAGCCAAAUCCUGGUGGAGGGGAUUAUUGAUCAGGAGAAAGUAAAAGUAGCUGCUUCUAAAGGAAAAGAGUGCUUUCAGUACUACAUGGGGCAUGUGAAAGGGGACUUGGAAGAAGGAAUGGAAAUCAGUGCUUGUACUGAUGGGCAACAGAUGGCUACGAUUAAUACCUACUUCAACAUUAAUGGCGAAAGGCAAGAGGACAUGGGACAAAUUACUUUAGCAGCUGUUAAUGGAACCUUGAGUUUUCUGGCUCAUGGAUGUGGGGAUCCAGUUCUUAAGGCUGAGCACAAACUUAAUGAAGUUGGGAGCCUUCUGAAAGUCAAACUGAUGGAGAUCAUGAAGAAAUUUGAUGGACAUAUGUGGAGAUUCAGGAGAUCAGUGCAGCAAGUCGAGUUCCUGUCUGAAGCAGCUGGCUGGCCUUCCACAGCCUUGCAGAAGGCAGCAGGGCUCCUCCACGCUGUGGGUAGAGCCAUCACCCAGGUGUGGAAGCAAAGUGGAAUCAGGCAGAUGCUGAGAAGCAAAAUCCCACUUUACCUGCAUAAAAUUCAAGAUGUUGUCCAGCAAAUGCAGACUGAACUGCAAAAGCCAUUAGCAACUUUGAAGGAUGCCUACUACGAUGUGACCUUGAAGCCUCUGGAUGAAGUUUGGCAGGAGAAGACAGAAGAGUACAUGAAGCAAAUCCAGGCUUUUUUACCCAGGAUUGUAAAAGAUGUGUGGCUAAUGGAACCAAUCCAGGUGGCACUAAGGGUUGUGAAAGCGGGCUUGGAUAUGACUACACAGCAGAUGCUCAGGUGGGCAGAGGCCACGUUUGCUAGAGCUGUGAGCAAGAUUCGGAAGCCCUUACUCAACCUUUACAGUUUUUCAGCCAGGAACUGUUCAGUGGCAGUAAAUCUGCCAGUUCUCCCUGAAGCAAACCAGCCCCUGGAUCUGGCCAGUGUUACCAGUUACCUCAUUGAGGAGAAGUUAAUGAGGCCUCUCCAAGACCUCUACAACAUCAACAUCAUUGCUGAGUAUUACCGACUCAAACGGAGGAUGAUGGAGAGCCCUUUUGAGUAUCAUGCUAUGUUGAUGGGGAGCAAGCAUCUGAUGACUUUUGAUGGAAAAAUGUAUGAUUUGGCAUCAAAGUGCAGUGUGCUUCUUGCCAAGGAUUUUGCUCACAAUACUUUCACUGUAAUACUAAACGAGGAAACGAGUAAAUCAAGAUCCCUGUACGUGGAGAUGAACAAGACCAUGAUCAGUAUCUACCCUAGACUGAAGAUAUCCAAGAUGUAUAACUUUUCUGUUGUGGAAGAGAACUGCCAAGUACUGGAUCAGUCCCUUGAAAAGAAUACCACUAAUUCAAGGAGAGAAACCAACAAAAUAGAAGUGUCUAAUCAGAAAGGAGUUUCUGUCUCUUGUGACUUUCAGUAUGAUCUCUGUACCAUCACACUGGCUGGCUGGCACCACGGUAUUUCAGCUGGGCUUUUUGGUACCAAUGAUAACGAAGCUGGAAAUGAAUGGCUACUUCCCAAUCGUUCCUUCACUGACAACCUGCGGGAGUUCACACAGAGCUGGGAGGUGAGCACGUGCAGUCUCGUUCAGCAGAAAGCGAAGCCGUGUCCAGUCACAGCCAGGCAAAAAGUCUGCAAACUGUUUUUUGCAGAAUCACAUUCAGUUCUUAGGAACUGCUUCAAAGUUGUGGAUCCUGACCCUUUUUACAGCAUGUGUGCCCAGGACAGCUGCCAGGCCCAGGGGCUGAAGGCUGCCUGCAGUUUAGCAGCAGCUUUUGUUCAUUUCUGCAACCGAAAUUUCGUGCCUGUGGAAAUUCCUCCUCAGUGCUUGGCCCAGUUCUGAACAGGAGAGUCCAAUCCUGAAGAUGGAGGA
Colius striatus (speckled mousebird) is the source of this 11292-nucleotide messenger RNA. RefSeq lists its product as uncharacterized. The record is from RefSeq and is a predicted model, not a curated record. The coding region runs from base 1 to 11262 and encodes 3753 amino acids. The transcript is spliced from 70 exons. NCBI's taxonomy places the organism in Eukaryota, Metazoa, Chordata, Aves, Coliiformes, Coliidae. Gene Ontology annotation, biological process: lipid transport. Gene Ontology annotation, molecular function: lipid carrier activity.